This is a messenger RNA of Penicillium antarcticum, 216 nucleotides long. RefSeq lists its product as uncharacterized. Lineage: Eukaryota; Fungi; Ascomycota; Eurotiomycetes; Eurotiales; Aspergillaceae. The coding region runs from base 1 to 216 and encodes 71 amino acids. The transcript is spliced from 2 exons. The record is from RefSeq and is a predicted model, not a curated record.
AUGAGCAAAGAGACAACUGCUGCAAACGGAAAACCCAAGGGUCUGCUCUGGAGAGAUUCGUCAUAUGCUCAUGAUGGGCUGGCCGGGGGAGGGGGGGGCGGAAGUACAGCAUCGAUGGACUUGACGCCUUGGCUCCACCAGGAGAUUCGCAAAUCAACAAAGGAAUCACUCACGAAGAUUUUCGGCGUGACAAUUUUCUUUGGAAUAAAGAACUAG